UCAAGCUCAGGGACGGAAGCUGUGCAGGCCGUGGAGGCUCAAGUCGGGUGUCCACGGGAGGCACGGGGGACCUGGAGAGAGUCCGGGCCCAGAGGCCCGGGCCUGAGACGGGUAGGGGCUCCAGAACGGCGAAUGAGUGAGGCUGUCCGCCCGGGACUGGCGCUUGGGGGAUUGAGUGGUAGGGAGGCAAGAUGACGUCUCUGCCCCAAACUUGGAACAGCUGAAGGAAACAACAGUGCAAAAUGAGAACAACUAAGGUCUACAAACUCGUCAUCCACAAGAAGGGUUUUGGGGGCAGUGAUGAUGAGCUAGUUGUGAACCCAAAAGUGUUUCCUCACAUCAAGCUUGGAGACAUUGUAGAGAUUGCUCACCCCAACGAUGAAUUCAGCCCUCUGCUUUUGCAAGUCAAGUCACUUAAGGAAGAUUUACAGAAAGAAACUAUCAGUGUGGACCAGACUGUGACUCAAGUGUUUCGGCUAAGACCUUAUCAAGAUGUCUACGUGAAUGUUGUAGACCCUAAGGAUGUGACCCUUGACCUAGUGGAAUUAACUUUUAAGGAUCAGUAUAUUGGCCGUGGGGAUAUGUGGCGACUAAAGAAAAGUUUGGUUAGCACAUGUGCUUAUAUUACCCAGAAGGUGGAAUUUGCUGGCAUCAGGGCACAAGCUGGUGAGCUAUGGGUCAAGAAUGAAAAAGUCAUGUGUGGUUAUAUUAGCGAAGAUACCAGGGUAAGACUUAUAAAAUGCCUUUUCAGUUUUAUCUCCCUAUACCAUUUUGUCUAUGCCCUAAAAUUUAAAAAAAAGAAACAAAGAAAUUCUUCAGCCUGUUUUCAUUGUUUCUUUUCAGGGGAUCUGUAUUUCGAGAAAGCUGUGAAUGGUUUCCUUGCUGAUCUAUUUACCAAAUGGAAGGAAAAGAAUUGUAGUCAUGAAGUAACAGUGGUCCUAUUUUCCAGAACUUUCUAUGAUGCAAAAUCUAUUGAUGAAUUUCCUGAAAUAAACCGAGCCUCAAUUCGACAAGAUCACAAGGGACGGUUCUAUGAAGACUUUUACAAAGUGGUGGUGCAGAAUGAGAGAAGAGAAGAAUGGACUUCGCUUCUUGUGACCAUUAAAAAACUCUUCAUCCAGUAUCCAGUGUUGGUGCGCCUGGAGCAGGCAGAGGGCUUUCCUCAUGGAGAUAAUUCUACCUCAGCACAAGGAAACUACCUAGAGGCCAUCAAUCUGUCAUUCAAUGUGUUUGACAAGCACUACAUCAACCGCAACUUUGACCGAACUGGACAGAUGUCUGUGGUGAUCACGCCUGGGGUGGGUGUCUUUGAAGUGGACCGCCUACUCAUGAUCCUGACCAAGCAGAGGAUGAUAGAUAAUGGAAUUGGUGUGGACUUGGUAUGCAUGGGAGAGCAACCAUUACAUGCUGUCCCAUUGUUCAAGUUGCAUAAUCGGAGCGCUCCUCGGGAUUCUCGUCUGGGUGAUGACUAUAAUAUUCCUCACUGGAUAAACCACAGUUUCUACACGUCCAAAAGCCAGCUCUUCUGUAACAGUUUCACUCCACGAAUAAAACUGGCAGGAAAGAAGCCUGCCUCUGAGAAAGCAAAAAAUGGCCGUGAUACAUCUCUCGGGUCUCCAAAAGAAUCUGAGAACGCCCUUCCCAUCCAAGUAGAUUAUGAUGCCUAUGAUGCUCAAGUGUUCAGGCUGCCCGGCCCAUCCCGGGCUCAGCGCCUCGCCACCUGCAGGUCCGUGCGAGAGCGGGAAAGUCAUAGUCGAAAGAGCGCCAGCUCCUGCGAUGUCUCAUCCAGCCCUUCCCUGCCCAGCCGUGCACUGCCCUCUGAGGAAGUGAGAAGCCAGGCUUCUGAUGACAGCUCCCUGGGCAAGAGUACCAACAUCCUGAUGAUCCCACACCCCCACUUGCACCAGUAUGAAGUCAGCAGCUCCCUGGGCUACACCAGCACUCGAGAUGUCCUGGAGAACAUGAUGGAGCCACCACAGAGAGAUUCCAGCGCACCAGGGAGGUUCCAUGUGGGCAGCGCAGAAUCCAUGCUCCAUGUCCGGCCUGGUGGAUACACCCCCCAGCGAGCGCUGAUUAACCCCUUUGCCCCCUCUCGAAUGCCCAUGAAGCUCACAUCCAACAGAAGGCGCUGGAUGCACACUUUUCCUGUGGGACCAUCCGGAGAGGCCAUCCAGAUCCAUCACCAGACCCGACAGAAUAUGGCGGAGCUGCAGGGCAGCGGGCAGAGGGACCCAACUCACUCCUCUGCAGAGCUGCUGGAGUUAGCAUAUCAUGAAGCUGCUGGAAGGCACAGCACUUCCCACCAGCCUGGUGACGGCAUGUCCUUCUUGAACUUCAGUGGAACAGAAGAGCUUUCUGUCAGCCUGCUUAGCAACAGUGGUGCAGGUUCAUCCAACAGUAUUCCUAGAGGCCUAUGGCUAAGGCUUGGAAACUGUGUUGACAGUAUGAAUCCUAGGACCCAGAAUAAGGAUUCUCUAGAGGACAAUGUUUCUACCUCUCCAGAACCAAUGCCAGGCUUCUGUUGCACAGUUGGAGUGGACUGGAAGUCUCUCACUACUCCGGCGUGCCUCCCCCUCACCACCGACUACUUCCCUGACCGCCAGGGCCUCCAGAACGACUACACAGAGGGCUGUUAUGAUCUCCUCCCGGAAGCAGAUAUGGACAGGAGGGACGAGGAGGGUGUACAGAUGACGGCCCAGCAGGUGUUUGAAGAAUUCAUUUGCCAGCGUCUCAUGCAGGGGUAUCAAAUCAUAGUGCAGCCCAAGGCACAGAAACCCAACUCCACUGUCCCACCUCCGCUGAGCAGUAGCCCACUCUAUAGCCGAGGUCUUGUUUCCCGAAACCGCCCUGAGGAAGAGGACCAGUAUUGGCUGAGUAUGGGCAGAACUUUCCACAAAGUGACACUGAAGGAUAAGAUGAUCACAGUGACACGGUACCUUCCCAAGUACCCUUAUGAAUCUGCCCAGAUCCACUACACCUAUAGCCUCUGCCCUUCCCACUCAGACUCAGAGUUUGUAUCCUGUUGGGUGGAAUUCUCCCACGAACGGCUGGAGGAGUACAAAUGGAAUUACUUAGAUCAGUAUAUCUGUUCUGCAGGCUCCGAGGACUUCAGCUUAAUUGAGUCCCUGAAGUUCUGGAGGACCCGCUUUCUGCUGCUGCCAGCCUGUGUCACUGCCACCAAGCGCAUCACAGAAGGGGAGGUACACUGCGACAUCUAUGGGGACAGACCUCGUGCUGAUGAGGACGAGUGGCAACUUCUGGAUGGUUUUAUCCGCUUUGUGGAAGGCUUGAAUCGGAUCCGCAGGCGGCAUCGGUCAGAUCGCAUGAUGCGGAAAGGGGCCACAAUGAAAGGCUUGCAGAUGACUGGGCCUCUUCCCACACACACUCUUGAGUCAGCUGGCCCUCCGGUUGGGAAGAAGGGAACCUCAGCUCUGUCUGCCCUGCUGGAGAUGGAGGCCACUCAGAAGUGCCUGGGAGAACAGCAGGCAGCUGCACACGGUGGGAAGAGCUCCACUCAGUCAGCGGAGAGCAGCAGUGUUGCCAUGACUCCCACCCAUGUGGACAGCCCACGGAAGAUGUCUAUGGAACAAACAGUCCCUCCGUCAUUGGAUGGCACCAGUUUGGGGGUAAGCACAGGCCAAUCCGUGGACAGAGGCAACAGUCAGGCCUUUGGGAACUCCCAGAACAUAGGAGAACAGGGAUUCACCUCUGCAAACUCCAGUGACAACAGCUCUCAGCAGCCGGCAACAAGCUCCUUGACAUCAUCCUCCACCCUGACAGAGAUCCUGGAAGCCAUGAAGCACCCCUCGACAGGCGUCCAGCUGCUAUCUGAACAAAAGGGCCUCUCCCCAUACUGCUUUAUCAGUGCCGAGGUGGUGCACUGGCUGGUGAACCAUGUGGACGGGGUCCAGACGCAGGCGAUGGCCAUCGACAUCAUGCAGAAAAUGCUGGAAGAGCAGUUCAUCAUGCAUGCAUCUGGGGAAGCCUGGCGGACCUUCAUCUAUGGCUUCUAUUUCUACAAGAUCGUAGUGGACAAAGAGCCAGACCGAGUGGCCAUGCAGCAGCCUGCCGCCACCUGGCACACAGCAGGGGGAGACGACUUCGCCAGCUUCCAGCGUAAGUGGUUUGAGGUGGCCUUUGUGGCAGAAGAACUCCUGCACUCCGAGAUUCCUGCCUUCCUCCUGCCCUGGCUGCCGAGCCGGCCAGCCUCAUAUGCAAGCAGGCACAGCUCCUUCAGCCGCAGUUUUGGAGGACGGAGCCAGGCAGCCGCGCUCUUAGCUGCCACUGUCCCAGAGCAGAGGACUGUGACCCUGGAUGUUGAUGUGAACAACCGUACAGACCGGCUGGAGUGGUGCAGCUGUUAUUACCAUGGCAACUUCUCCCUGAAUGCAGCCUUCGAGAUCAAGCUGCACUGGAUGGCAGUGACCGCUGCGGUACUCUUUGAGAUGGUCCAAGGUUGGCAUCGGAAAGCUACCUCCUGUGGCUUUUUGUUGGUCCCGGUUUUAGAGGGGCCUUUCGCACUGCCCAGCUACCUGUAUGGAGACCCCCUUCGAGCUCAGCUCUUCAUCCCGCUCAACGUCAGCUGCUUGCUCAAGGAGGGCAGUGAGCACCUGUUCGAUAGCUUUGAACCAGAAACAUACUGGGAUCGAAUGCACCUUUUCCAGGAAGCCAUUGCACACAGGUUUGGGUUUGUACAGGAUAAAUACUCUGCCUCUGCCUUUAACUUUCCUGCUGAGAACAAGCCUCAGUACAUCCAUGUUACAGGAACGGUAUUUCUGCAGCUGCCGUACUCCAAGCGCAAGUUCUCAGGGCAGCAGCGGCGGCGGCGGAACUCCACCAGCUCCACCAACCAGAACAUGUUCUGCGAGGAGCGGGUUGGCUACAACUGGGCCUACAACACGAUGCUGACCAAGACAUGGCGCUCCAGUGCCACGGGGGAUGAGAAAUUUGCCGACCGGCUGCUGAAGGACUUCACAGACUUCUGCAUUAACCGUGACAACCGGCUGGUCACGUUCUGGACAAGUUGCCUGGAGAAGAUGCACGCCAGUGCCCCUUGAGGUCAGGCUGCAGUGGGGUCAGAAGGCUGUGUCCAUGCUGGGGCAGGGAGGUAACCUGCCACCCUCAAACCUGGGGCUAAAGAUUCCGGCCAGUCUCCAGGCAUCAGGUGUCUGUUGGUGCGUGGGGGCCAUUGCUUCUUUUUGGUCCCCCCAACAAGUGUUGUUACACUGAAGGAGAAAGACUUUGGAAGCAGCUGCUGCCGCCGCCACCAUCCAGAUCCACCCAGCGGAGGUGGAAGGCACAGAUUGUCCGUGGGAGGGCUUCAGUGUCUGAGAAGCAGGGCAGGCAGCCCCCGUGAAUGUCCUCAGAAGAGGGUGGCUUCUGUUAGCUUCCUUCUCCUUUACCAUCCAUGGGAUAUUAGGAGCAGAAUCUGGUGCUUCCUACCCAGGAGUGUGCCCAGGGUGUAAGAUAAUCUUGUGAAAUAAUGUACCAUAGACUCACACAGACUGUAUAUACCUGUACAUAUCCAAAGUAAAUAAAACUCCACACGCA
Molecule: messenger RNA, 5550 nt
Organism: Otolemur garnettii (small-eared galago)
Lineage: Eukaryota; Metazoa; Chordata; Mammalia; Primates; Galagidae
Gene: DEPDC5
Product: DEP domain containing 5
Exons: 42
Coding region: 243-5057 (1604 amino acids)
Biological process (GO): cellular response to amino acid starvation; negative regulation of TORC1 signaling; intracellular signal transduction
Cellular component (GO): lysosomal membrane; GATOR1 complex
Molecular function (GO): GTPase activator activity
Source: RefSeq, a predicted model, not a curated record